UCAGUUAAUAAGGGUUGACUUUUGCCUGCUUGUAAACUCUUAUAUAAUUAAACCACAUGAGUAAAUGUUAAAAUUAAGCAUUGGCCUGUUGGCCUUCCCUUUUCUACAGCGGCUUCCACAUGUAAAAGAACACUCUCCUGUCAUCUAAUUUGGGUUAUGGGAAAGUCAGAAAGCCAGAUGGAUAUAACUGAAAUGAACACUCAAAAACCAAAGAAAAAAUCACGAUGGAGUUUCCUGGAAAUAGGGCUAUCAGUUGUAGUGAUUCUGCUAACUAUUAUAGCUGUCACAAUGAUAGUUCUGUAUGCAACAUAUAAGGACAGUGUUUGCAAGACUUCAGACUGCAUAAAAUCAGCAGCCCGAAUCAUUGAAAACAUGGACACCACUGCAGAGCCUUGUAAAGAUUUUUACCAAUAUGCCUGUGGAGGAUGGCUAAAGAGGAAGGUCAUUCCAGAGACAAGCUCCCGUUAUAGUAACUUUGACAUUUUAAGAGAUGAACUAGAAGUUGUUCUGAAAGAUGUCCUUGACAAGCCAGACAAUAACAACAUAGCAGCAGUGCAGAAAGCAAAAACUCUGUAUAGAUCAUGUAUAAAUGAAACUGCUAUUGAUAGCAGAGGUGGAAAACCUUUAAUCGAUAUAUUGCCAACUGUGUUUGACUGGCCUGUUGCAACAAGUGACUGGGACGCUGUAUAUGGUGGAAACUGGACAGUUGAGACAGCUAUUGCACAACUAAAUGCUAAGUAUGGGAAAAAGGUCCUCAUAAAUUUUUUUGUUGGCACAGAUGAUAAGAACUCCACAACGCACAUCAUUCAUAUUGAUCAACCAGGGCUUGGCUUGCCUUCUCGUGACUACUAUGAAUGCACUGGAGCAUACAAGGAGGCGUGUUCAGCCUAUGUUGCUUUCAUGAUUUCUGUAGCUAAGCUGAUUCUUCAGGAAAGAAAUCUUCCCAUCACUGAGGUCCAGAUUUCCAAAGAAAUGGAAAGAGUUAUGCAGCUGGAGAAAGAAAUUGCCAAUGCUACAACUAAACUUGAAGACAGAAAUGAUCCAAUUCUGUUAUAUAAUAAAAUGACAGUGACACAACUCCAAAAGAACUUCACUUUGCAAGUCAAUAGUAUGGAAUUCAACUGGUCAAAAUUCAUAAAUAAUAUCAUGUCAACUGUGCAAAUUAAUGUUGAGAAUAUGGAACCUGUGGUUGUUUACGCUCCAGAAUAUCUAAUCAAACUCAAGUCUAUUCUUAACCAAUAUACUCCCAGAGACAUUCAAAAUUACAUGGUUUGGCGAUUCAUAAUGGAUCUUGUAAACAGUCUCAGCCGUGACUACAAAGACACAAGGAAUGCCUUUCGUAAGGCACUGUAUGGCACAACAUCGGAAACUGCUAUUUGGCGUCGCUGUGCAAACUAUGUCAAUAGUAAUAUGGAAAAUGCUGCAGGACGAUUAUAUGUACAGGAAGCAUUUGCUGGAGAGAGUAAACACGUGGUUGAAAAUAUGAUUGCUGAUAUCCGUGAGGUUUUUAUAAAAACAUUAGAUGAACUUAGCUGGAUGGAUGCAGAAACCAAAAAGAAAGCAGAACAAAAAGCUAAAGCAAUUAGAGAAAAGAUUGGCUACCCAGAUGAAAUCCUGACAGAUGAUAAUAAGCUGAAUAGUGAAUAUCAAGAGCUGAACUACCAAGAAGAUCAGUACUUUGAGAACAUCAUUCAAAAUUUGUUAUUUAACCAAAAGAAACGUCUGAAGAAGCUCAAAGAAAAUGUGGACAAGGAAGAGUGGAUAAGUGGAGCUGCUGUAGUCAAUGCCUUUUAUUCUGCAAGCAGAAAUCAGAUAGGCUUUCAAGGUCCCCAGCUCUGGGAGAGAUUCAUACCUGGGUGUCCUGGUUUCAAUAUGGGCCCUUCAGAUGGCCUGUCCCAAGGCUGGGGAUUCAGUACUUUCAGUGUGGCUGGAACAAUUCAACAUUGUUCAUCUCAAACUUUACUACCCAAUGCAUUUUCUUAAGUGUGGCUCUGUAAUAUCUUGUUGAAUGUGAGACCUUUGAACCCAUUCCAGUGAAACACGUCAUCUGUCAAGUGACUUAAAGCUUAUGUUCUUUCCAAUGUUUCAUUUCUAUUAAUACUAGUUUCCCUUGUAUUGGAAAAAAUAAAAGGUCAAUCAGGCAGAUAAGACUAAGAAAAAAAUAUCAGAGGGAAAGGGGAAAAAAGCAAAUAACUUCAGCAAUGCUUUAGGGCAGGGGUUUUCAAACUUUUUAGAUCAUUGUACCCACAGCGGCCGGACGUGGAGCAGUGUACCCCCAGACGCUGGGAGGGCAGGGGGGACGACACGUGGCCAGAUGCCGAGUGGGGGGGGUGGCACAUGCACGAAUGUGUGUGACCUUCCCCCACCCCUCCGCAUCCGGCUGGGCAGGUGGCACCUGCGCCACAGCGUGGGAUGUUGUGUGGCAGCGCUCCAUCCUCACCCACCCACCCGUACUCUCUAGGGCCGUCUCAAGUACCCUUGCUUUAGGGUAUAGGGUCAGCCUAUGCAGGACUCUCCAUGGUUACAAAUAAUUUGGGAAUAGCUGAGGAACCAUAUUUUUAAGAAAUGUGAAAAUGUUAGAUCUGAAGAAUAGAACAUGGUAGUAAUUCAGAAAAUGUGUGAGGUUUCCCUCCUGCUUCUAACAGCAGCAUAAUUAACACCAAUGCAGGCUCUUUCAUCCUAGGAUCAUAAAGAACUUUAAAGAUAUUGGUUUAGGCCUGCAAUAUCCCUACAAAGUAGAUUCAGUAGGUGUUAUACUACGGGUUCCAUUCACAGUACACAGACAGUCAACAGAGUCUAUCCAGCUAUGUCUCUAACUCCGCCUCUCAAAGGUAUGUUUUUAUACUUGUUUUAUAAAUGGAGAAAUGGAAGCACAGGGGACUAAAGGGAUUUUCUCUCAGUCACUCAGGUAUUCAUGACAAAGGUAUAACUCACCUGACCCUAGCCAGAAGCCAUGCUCCAAGGUGCUAUGCAUUUUUUUACUUCUUAAAUGGAGGAGCUUGGGACAGAACAUUCUGCUUCCUUUUAUAUUAUAUAAGAAACUAUUUGCAAAGCUCCUGCAAAUUUGGGAAUUCCCUCUGGCUGAGGAGAAGUUCCAGUAGAAGCAGAGGUUAAACAUAUGUCUUUUUUCCAAACAUAUGCCUCUGUUACAUGGAGACAUGUCAGGAGUAACCAGUCAGGAAAAGGCCUGGAAGUAGCCCUCCAACUAGAGCUAACUGACACAAGUUAGAACAGUUCCAUCCUGCUGUACCGUUGGUCCUGAUGGCGCUGUGGCUGGACUUGGACAAAGAAUUAGGGAAUCAUAGCUGCUUACCUAAGAAACCCUCUUCCAUACUGCUGUGUCUAUCUAGGUACAGCAGAGAAUCUGGACCCCCAUAUGUAUUUUGAUUCAAGCCUGAUUUCUACCUUUCCAUCUCAGUGACACCAUUCAAUCUCUUGCUUCUUAUGGAAUUCCAAGAUAGAAAGAACAGUCCCAGACAGACUCUGUUUUUCCCGAUUUCUCCUGGACAUACCAUAGUCCAUGUAUAAUUCUUAAUAUUACCUGAAAACAAAUCUAUACCAUGUUGGCAAAAGAAAUGGAACUAAUCCUGCAGUCCAUGCACAACAAAGAAAUAAGUUGUUUAUGGAUAAAACUUUUUUAUGGAAAAUGUGUUAGUGGCAUACUAUGGUUUUCAUUGCCAGGGAUAACUGACCACUGGAAAAAAAAACCUUACACCUUCUUUUAUAAUCCUACUUCUGUUUUCCAAACUAAAUAUUCAAUCAGGGUGAAAAGUGGUCUGCCAGGUAUUUUCUAUCCAAAGUAAAAUAAAACUUAAUUGAGUGUCCUUGAUCAUA
Alligator sinensis (Chinese alligator) is the source of this 3834-nucleotide messenger RNA. RefSeq names its product membrane metalloendopeptidase (gene MME). Gene Ontology annotation, biological process: protein processing; amyloid-beta clearance. Bases 157 to 1983 code for a protein of 608 amino acids. Gene Ontology annotation, molecular function: metalloendopeptidase activity. Lineage: Eukaryota; Metazoa; Chordata; Crocodylia; Alligatoridae. The record is from RefSeq and is a predicted model, not a curated record. Gene Ontology annotation, cellular component: plasma membrane. The transcript is spliced from 18 exons.